UUAAACUCAGAUGGUGUCUAUGUCAAUUUUGCUCCAGCCUUGGUUUGAACAGUAGCUCUAAAAUAUCUAGGAUGGCAGCUCGAAAUCUGAAGGUGUUUGGUCUUAUACUGGCGGUGGAAGUAAUAUUUUUUAUUGUUAUCUCCCACAAAAAUGACCAAGGGGGUGAAAAUUGGAGAGUCCUCUUGGGAAAAGAACUGUCCAGAAGUGCAGGCAGAUUAUUCAAUGGAUUUAUUCCAAGAAUGGAACAGUUGAAUCGGCAGCCUGGUUUACCCACACAGACUGGAAAAAUUGAUGAAACUAGCAUUUAUUCAUUGAGACAUGACUUACCUCGAAGGACAGCUGCUGAGACCCCAAUUCCCAUCAUGAACAAGAGUUCCUUCAGCAAGCUUCCUCGAUGGGCUUUUGACGAUGUAUAUAAUUUUGAUGCUCCUCCGAGACCAACAACAUGUGCCAAGUCUUUGCGCCACUCCAAAGACAAGACUUUCCAGAGAAAUUUCCUUCCCAACAUACGUAUGUUUCUGCACAAAGAAAACUUCAACAUAAUAGAGUGGAACCGGCUUUCACACUUCAACAGUCCUUUUGGAUAUAUGCAAAUGAAAUAUGAAGUUGCAGAUUUAUAUGAUGCCCUGCAAUCAUGCAAAGCCAUCCAAAGAAGAGCUCUACAUUCCAGGAUUCACUACCUGAGAUUAACUGUUGACAAUACAUUAUCUCUACCUUUCCAUGUGAAAUGCUUAUUUGCAGAUAUAUUGCCUGUAGUGAAGCUGAUCGAGAAGCCAAAGGAACCGCUGCUCCUCCCAAAAGCAGGCGGUGAUGGCUGUGUGCGCUGUGCUGUGGUGGGAACCGGAGGCAUUCUGAACGGCUCAAGGGCGGGAGCUGAGAUUGAUGCUCAUGACUACGUCUUUCGGAUGAACGGUGCUGUGAUCAAUGGCUAUGAAGAAGACGUAGGGAAAAGAACAUCAAUUUAUGUUCACACUGGACAUUCCAUUACAACUUCCCUUAAAAGAUUGGUAGCGUAUGGAUACAAAUCCGCCCCACAUGAUGAGGGAAUAAAGUAUGUCCUAAUUCCUGAGGGUCUGAGGGAUUUCCAGUGGCUCCAGGGUCUUUUAAAAGGAGAAAAUGUUUCCUCUGGUGAAUAUCUAGAUCAUGAACCCAGAGGUUAUUAUUCGGGACAGUUCAAUGAGAGCCACUUCUAUGUUCUACACCAGGAUUUUCUGCGGUAUGUUCGAAACAGGUUUUUAAACUCAAGUAAUGUCAAAGGAGAACACUGGGCGCUUGUACGACCAACCAACGGGGCAUUCACUCUCUUUCUGGCUCUGCACACUUGCGACACAGUGAGUGCCUAUGGAUUCAUGACUGACGACUACAACAAAUACUCGAGCUACUACGUUGAAAAGCAUCUGAGGAGCGAAGUAAUUUUCUAUAUUAACCACGACCUCAUUUUAGAGAAGAAUCUGUGGAAAAGAUUUCAUGAUAAAAAAAUAAUGAAGCUGUAUCAAAGAACUGGAUAACAAGUAAUGGAAAAUGGUGGUGGAGGUUCUCAGUCAUCCAAGUCAUAG
Molecule: messenger RNA, 1556 nt
Organism: Cyprinodon tularosa
Lineage: Eukaryota; Metazoa; Chordata; Actinopteri; Cyprinodontiformes; Cyprinodontidae
Product: alpha-N-acetylgalactosaminide alpha-2,6-sialyltransferase 1-like
Exons: 10
Coding region: 72-1508 (478 amino acids)
Molecular function (GO): sialyltransferase activity
Source: RefSeq, a predicted model, not a curated record